UUAUUUUAGUGCAAUAAAUCGAAAGUUUAUUUAAUAAUAUUGAGAUUUUAGCUUUAAACCCAGUACUAUGAGUAAAUUAGAGGACUUGUUGGCCAAGAAGAAAACCGUCGUUCCAGUUCUCGACUUGAGUAAGAAUGUCGUUCAGACCAAAGAAGAGUUCAAGCGACUGAUGGAGAAAGUCCCCGAUUAUAAAAUGCGUCCAGUUAAAGUUCGUGCAGAUGAGAUUAAAAUUAAGGAAAAAGACUUUUCAUUCAAGAUAUCCAAGAAAGAGGUCAGAAAAUUACUAAAACAUAAUGGCGAACGUGAGCCUAUAUACACAUAUGCGGAUCCAGUUCCAUCCGAAAUGAAAGAUGUUACCAUUAUGGACUUAUGCGCAGUACCAAUAGAUUGGAAAAUGCUUACCACUUUGAGGCCAAAAUCGAAACAGGAGGAGGAAUAUUUUAGCCGCAUGACAGAGAUGGCCAAGCUGCAGUUGAAAACUGAACAGCGUGACCGACGCGACUUCUUGCUCAAUAAUUGUGUUAAAAAGAACAAGAAUAAAUCGGGUAUCGUAGAGACUAAAUUAGCUGUAUGUACAGAAUGCGGACAAGAAAUGUGUUGCGGUAAAGCUUGUAUGGAUUUUAAUUAUGACUUAUUUGUGCGUGUUGAGCCAAAAGUUUCAAAACCUAAGCCACCAACAAGCAACGCAAACAAAGGAAAACUAACUGGACGUAAGUCUUUUACCAAGGACGGUGCAAAGGGCAAGUCCAAGAAGUUAUCUGGCAAAGCAUAAAUUAGCAAGCAGCAUUUUGAUAUGUGUAUAUAUACCAACAUACA
Molecule: messenger RNA, 816 nt
Organism: Ceratitis capitata (Mediterranean fruit fly)
Lineage: Eukaryota; Metazoa; Arthropoda; Insecta; Diptera; Tephritidae
Exons: 2
Coding region: 68-772 (234 amino acids)
Source: RefSeq, a predicted model, not a curated record